GACGUCACAUGUCUGUGCGUAGUGGUGUGUCUGGGUGCCUGAAUGUUGUGGAUGGUUGGGCUCAGAGCGGAGGGGACACCGACGGAAGGAGACGAAGCAAUUUCUUGAAGCAGGGAAAAAAAAAACUUAUACAAGCCUGUUGUUGGCACCCUUCAUAACAUCCGCAUGGACGUGUCAUUGGGAUACCUGAAAAUUUUGUAAGCAGUGGAAGAAAAAAAACCCGGAAAGUUCUCUUUCCCCAGAGGAUUCAGCUUGUCUUGUAGGAGGCGGCAGAGCGUUAGACUCCAUUUUGCCGGCUAACAUGGCGGGCGCUCAGGCUGGUGUGAAUACCCUAUGCCGGGAGGCGGUGCCCUUUCAGGGGAACCUCAAAAGGCAGAGCCGCGAGAGGCCGGUGGACGCGCCCAUCAAGAAGCGCGUGAUGGCGGAGAUGAACCUGAAACGCAAGCAUCUGGAGGUGCCCUUCAGAACCCCCAAGAUUAAGAAGGAGCACCUGGAGGAGGAGGAGGAAGCGGAGGAGAAGGCAAAGAAGGAGGGGAAGCGGGAGGAGAGGGAGAGGAGCGAGCGGCGAUGGUCUGAGGAGGCGGACGACAGGAGCGGGAAGCAGUACUCCGGGGGCGGAGCCUUGGACCUGAGCCCGGGGCUCAAGCACACGCUGGCCCAGUUCACGCUCAGCAGCCAGAGCUCUCUGGGGGGCCCCGCCGCCUUCUCGGCCCGCGGGGCCCAGGACCUCAUCGCCCCCCUGCCCUCCCCUCCCGUCCUGGGCGGGGGCCCCCUCCUGGUGCCCUGCGACAGCUCCACGGAGCUCACGCACUCGCUCCUGGAGGGGGAGUCCAUCACCUCCUUCAUGGUGGGCGGGGUGAAGAGGCUGUGCCUGCCGCAGGUGCUCAACUCGGUGCUGCGGCAGUUCUCCCUGCAGCAGAUCAACGCCGUGUGCGACGAGCUGUACGUCUACUGCUCCCGCUGCGACGGCGAGCAGCUGCACAUCCUCAAGGUGCUGGGCAUCCUGCCCUUCAACGCGCCCUCCUGCGGCCUCAUCACACUGACCGACGCCCAGCGCCUCUGCAACGCCCUGCUGCGCCCGGGCGCCGCCCUGCCGCCGCCCCUGGACCCCGGCGGCGGCGGGGGCGGCGGGAAGCUGAGGGAGGGCGAGACCAGCUUUCGGGUGGAGCACCAGUGCCUGGGGAAGUGCCAGGGCGUGUUCGCCACGCAGCUCUACACCCACCCGGACGCGCCCUGCAUCCAGUGCGUGCAGUGCCACCUCCUGUUCGCCCCGCAGCGCUUCGUCAUGCACUCCCACCGGUCGCCCGACAAGCGCACCUGCCACUGGGGCUUCGACUCCGCCCGCUGGGCCCGCUACCUGCACCUGGGCAGGAAGCACCUGGGCUCGCCCCGGGAGGCGGAGCUUAGGCGACUGCUGGAGGAGGUGAAGGAGAAAUUCCACUGCCCGCCGAGGAGGGCGCCUCCGGACAAGAAGGAUGGUGCAGAUGACAGGGCAGUAAAGAAGGUCUCUGAUGUCUGCUCUCAGAAUGAGAAACUCUGUGAAAGCGAGCCAGACCAAAAGGCAAAAUCCCACCCUGCCCUCAUCCUCAAACCCCGGCUCUGCCCGGACAUCAAAGAGGAGGCCGGCCAUGCUACUUCAGUCCUCCACCGCAGCUGCCUCCUGUACAUGUAUGAUAAAGUAGGGACUCCAAACAUUUCUCAGGCCCCACCCUUGGGGAAGGAGGGGGCGGGGCUAGGUAUGGAGGUUCUGGAGGCACUGUACAAACAGCACUACAGUGGGGCGCGAAGGAGGGGGCUGUCCCAGGACCCGGAGGACACGGCAGUGAUGUCAUCCCCUGCAUCUGGCUUGCACACGACAUGUGGCUCUGCAGCAGGUGAGGUGAAACCCCCGCCCUGGCUCGCUGCCAUGGAAACGCCCCAGGGUGAGGACAGCUGCUCUAAGCCUCUGAGGGAGGAGGACAAGGACAGGAUGGUGCUGGAGGUCCUGCAGAUGUACUGCAGGCAGCAGGAGGUGCUACAAUCCACCCUGCAGAAACACAGGCAGCUGGAGAUGGAAUUGGAGGCAAUGCGCAGAGGUGGCCCCACAGUCCAAGGAGAGCUACAAAAGGAAUCGGAGGAAGUGCAUACUGAGCAUGUGCAGGAGAAGGAGGAAGGCACUGGGCAUGCUCAGAAAAAGGAGGAGUGUUCCGAGUCUGGUCAGAAUAAGAAGAAGAGCACCACGGCAGCUCAAAAGAAUAGAGAAGAGCAGACUGAGCAUGGUCAGAAUAAGAAAUGCACUGAGCAUGGUCAGAGUAAGGGGGAGGAGCAGACUGAGCAUGCUCAGAGUAAGGGAGAGGAGCAUACUGAGCAUGCUCAGAGUAAGGGAGAGGAGCAUACUGAGCAUGCUCAAAGUAAGGGAGAGGAGGUCACUGAGCAUGCUCAGGGUAAGGGGGAGGAGCACACUGAGCAUGCUCAGAGUAAGGGAGAGGAGGACACUGAGCAUUCUCAGAGCAAGGGAGAGAAGCAUACUGAGCAUGCUCAGAGUAAGGGGGAGGAGCACACUGAGCAUGCUCAGAGUAAGGAGCUGGUGCACAUUGAGCACUGUCAAAAUGAAGGGAAGGAACGCACUGGGGAUGCUCAGAAUGACAUGGAGGGGAGUACUGAGCAUGCUCAAAAUCAGAAUGAAAGCAAGCUGGACACAGUGGGGAAUCUGAAGCCACAGACGUGCACAUGCAAGCAGAACAUGGAGCAAAGCCAGGAGGCCCACUACACCUCUCAGCUGCUGGAGUUGCGGCGCAGGCUGGAUCAGGCGGAGCAGGACAGGGAGGAGCUGCAGGAGGAGCUGCGCAGGGAAAGGGAGGCACGGGAGAAGCUGGAGCUCAUGAUCUCCCAGCUCAGGCAGCAGAUGUCCCAGUCCGGUGGCUCGGGGGGCCUCCCCGCCCCCGAGACGGCGCCCCACGCCAGCCCCGCCCAGGACUAGGCCACCCAACCAGGGGACCUCCGACUUCCUGCUGAUCCCCAAACCACACGCCCUCUCGGCUUUCCCAGUUCUGUACAGGACAUUGCUUUCUUCUUCUUUAAACGGACACUUUUUAUCAUUGUUUGUGUUUUUAAAUCAAGAUGAUUAUCUUUUUAUGAGAUCUUGCAAGGAAAAAAAAAUCUUAUGACUGAUCCAGGGGGUGGGUUGAGGUUUUAACUUUUUUUUAAUUUUUUUGCGAAGGCUGCUGCUUUAUGGGCCACUGGCCACACCCACCCCAUUAAUUCCCACAGCCUGGCCCCAUGGUCCCCCUGAUCCCCCUUGUGGUCCCCACUCCUUGCCCCGUGUUACAGCACACCCCAGCAGUCCUGAGGCACUGAGACUUGGACCCCAAAACACUGUGGAUGAACGAUUCCAUACCCGUCCCAGGGGUUGCUUUCGGGUCAGCUGGCUGAUGCCAUCACUGUGGCUGGACAAGUUUGACAAGAGUGUCAGCGAUGCCCCCCCCCCCCUAAAGGAUUCCAUUCUCAUCAUAGCCCCCCCCUCCCCAAAUUUAAGCAGCAAGUAGCGCACAAAGAUGGCAGAAAUUUAACCCCCAAAACUCCCACUGUUGGGAAGGAAACUCUUGGGCGUUGCGAGGGUGUGGUCAGCUUCUCCGAGAAGACCCCGACUGUGGCUCCCGUUCACUUCCCCACCCCCUUUUACAGGGAGCCCAGACUCCUGUACGGCCAACCAGAGCCACAAACUUCCCUGCAUGGGAAAUACGUAUCCUUCCCCACCCUAACAUGAUAAAAUGAUAAACAAUGUGCAGAUAUUUAUAUAAAAAUAUGAAUAUGUAAAGUACGAAGAUUUGUACCCUUUUGAAGAGGAACCCGUUCAGGAGGAAAGGGUUGUGGUGGGGCGGGGGGCGGGGGGUAGGGGGUUGGCAUACAUUUGGGACAGGCGCCAGAGAUGGCAGGAAGGAACCACACAACAUUGGUGUGCUGGGAGAGAGGAACUUUGGAAUGUCACUGUGCUGAGGGGUGAAGUUGUUUUACCCUGGUGUCCCCAUGUUGGCACAGGGUUGCAAGGAGCAAAAACCUCAUGUCUACAGCCAGUCAGAAAACUACACUCUGGGAAAAAAUGGUUCCAAAAGGCUCCUUUGUGUCUGCAGGCUUGGUUCAGUCAGAAAGCUAUCACAUUUUUCCCACUUGUUAUAGGGUUCCAUAAAGAACUAAAAGGUUCCCCUAUGGAGACAAGCCAACGACCCUUUCUUUCUGAGAGUGUAGACUGCUCCUUUUUCUCUGAUACAGAUUAAUAUAUGAAUGCGGUUAUAUAUCCAAAAUAUUAGGAAUGUAGCCUGUAGCCUCACUUGCCAGGCUCGUAACAUUACGUACUGAGCUUCGAUAGGUUUACAUGCUGAUGGGAGCCAAGUCCGCACAGCAUUAAAAAUAUGACCUGGUGUUAGGUGGACCUUCCAUUCGAAGCUCAAAUUCAGUCAAGAUAGUUCUUUAGUGGUGCCGGCUGAGUAAUUCCUAAGUAAUGUUCCUUUCCUAGACACCACAAAAUAUGUAAUUAUUCUCGAUAAAAUUUUAUGCAAAUAUUGUAAAAUAUAUUACAGUAAUUUCACAAACUGUUCUACAAUGUAUAUUUAAAGAUUCAUAUGAAAUGUAUGAAACCAGACAUAUGUUAAGACAUUAUUGUAUUUUAUACUCCCUAACAUUUAUUUCUAAUGAGCUAAUCAAAGCAUACAAAAUUUGUGCCGAAUUGCUGCUGUCUGGCUGCUAUUUAACGAAGGCCCGAUUUGGUAUAUUUUCUCAUUUGUAUUGUUUUGUAUGUCUUUUCAUGUCAUGUUAAUGAAAGCAGAUGUUUUGGUGAAAUGAGUCCGCCUGAUCGGAACAAUCUGGCAGCCCGGUUAGUCUUUCUGUUUCAGAAAAGGAACAGAGAUCCAACUGGGGAGAAGGGGACGGAGGAGUAGACUAGGUGCCUCAUAACAGCAAUGGGCAGGUGCUGCUAUCGUUGUGUAGCCUAACCUAGAGACGAGACCGCUCCACCUACAUAUGCACCAGCUUUUUAUCCAUUUAUUUUCUUGCAGGCUUUUUAGACUGGUGGAGGACAUUGCUGCUUUGCCAGGUGCCGUGGCGUUGUCGGACACUGUUGAUCCUUGAAUGCCAGCAGACCUGCAGUAUUAAUAGUUGUGGUCUCGACCUGCGUGAGAGUUACUCAGAUUCAUGUACGAUUCUAAGGAAUUUUUUAUAUUGUGAUAUAAAAUCAUAACUCUGCAACCUUUACAUCUUAUAGGUUAAGACCACCCCUCCAACAAGAUUCAUAACUCUGCAACCUUUACAUCUUAAGAUUCAUAACUCUGCAACUUUUACAUCUUAUAGGUAAAGACCCCCCCUCCCCCUCCCCCUCCCCCUCCAACACCAAUAUAACACAUAUUUUUUGUAUGGUAAAUAAUUUAUUCACACUGGAAAGUUUUUCCUUUUAAAGUGUAUUUCAAUGCCAAAAAUGCAAGUCUACAUACAGGAAACUUUGAUAAAAUUACACUAAAUGUACUUAAGGUAUGCACGAAUGCAGAUUAGUAUUCUGUUUUGUAAAUAUAAUGUAAUCGUAAAUAUAUUAGCUUUGUUAGUUCAGAAGAAAAAGAAAUCUCCAAAAGUUUAUGCAGACAUAGGGGUGCAAUCAACAAACACAAUCCCAAUCACUUGCUAAUUAAGCAAAUUCAGUUUUAAAAGAUUUUUUUUGAAUCUCAAGAAGUUUUCUUUUGGUGGCUGUGUUCUCAGAUCGAUAAUGACAAGGGCUGAGUUUCAUUCUCUUUUUAUGACGUUCACAUUCAAAUUUAUGAGGUUUUCUUGCUUGCAAACAGAUGAAAUACAUUUUACGAAAAAUUAAGCGCAACACGCAACAAUUAGACAAUUUGUAUCUUUUCAUAUAAAACACGUUAUGUAUUUGGAUUUAACAACAAAACAAAAACGGUAAUUGCUACAUCCCCAUGUGUUGCACUGCGAUAUUCGUGGAAGGGACAUUAUCAGGGUUAGUUUUAAAAUCUGUUGCCGGACUCUGUGCAUGCGCUUGGAGUCCAGAACAUUUUGUAAUGUUUCAAUUGUGGAUAUUUUUUGUCUGCAGUGUCACAUCAGAGUGUUAGCCCCGGCUACCUCAUGGACAUAUGGGUUGAUUUGUGUACAUAUUCACAGUGCAUAUUUUAUAGUUGAGCAGGAUUUAUGUAUAUAGCUAAUUGAGACUCGUUUAUGCCCGUCAACCCCGCGAGCACAGUGCAAUGUAAAAAAUGAUCAUAGUAAUAAACAAGUUUGCCUGUUUUUUUCUUUGACAUUUAAAAUAACCUUGAGCGAUUGAAGGAUGACAAAUGUCAGUCAUAAGCUGAAGCAAGCAAAGCUAGUGUGCGUCACAGCUGAACUUGACAGUUGGUUUGUGGAUAUGCUGGUCUUGGGCGCACAAAUGACGUAAAACAGAAGGUUAGAUGGGACUGAAGAAAUACGAUCUGACAAGUAAAUCGAAAAACAGAUUGGUGCAGUCUGUUUACAGUUAUGAGAACAGAAAUAUCUAGACUUUGCAAAACAAACAAAACAUAUUAUUCGAUGGCUUUGUAACAUUUAAUGAAAUAUAUAUUUUAAUUGCUGAUAUGAAACAAAUCGCAACAAUGUCUGUGUAUGAUCAUUGCAUACAGUGCUAUGUUGCCAAUACUACACAGUGUGUUGACACAUUUGUUCUAGUGUUGCAUGAAAAACACUGUUCUCCUACCUCAUGUUGUGAUAAAAAAAAUAAUUUUUAAGCAAAUGACACUGCACCUCAAACCGUCUAUCACAGUACAUAUUUACUAGAAAUGCUUUUAUGCUUCUAGCUGAUACCUCAGUUGUAUUGUAAAGAGUUCUCUGUGUUUCUGUCCCCUCAGAUUUAGAUUCUGUAAAUAUAUCCUUGUAUAGACCAUUGACUUGAAUCAAAUUCGAGUAAACUUCUGUAGUGUCAAGCAA
Molecule: messenger RNA, 6927 nt
Organism: Anguilla rostrata (American eel)
Lineage: Eukaryota; Metazoa; Chordata; Actinopteri; Anguilliformes; Anguillidae
Product: ski-like protein
Exons: 8
Coding region: 302-2959 (885 amino acids)
Biological process (GO): negative regulation of BMP signaling pathway; negative regulation of transcription by RNA polymerase II
Cellular component (GO): nucleus
Molecular function (GO): DNA-binding transcription factor activity, RNA polymerase II-specific; SMAD binding; RNA polymerase II cis-regulatory region sequence-specific DNA binding
Source: RefSeq, a predicted model, not a curated record